Messenger RNA from Nannizzia gypsea CBS 118893, 900 nucleotides. RefSeq names its product mitochondrial 37S ribosomal protein MRPS9. Gene Ontology annotation, molecular function: structural constituent of ribosome; RNA binding. Gene Ontology annotation, cellular component: ribosome; mitochondrial small ribosomal subunit. The record is from RefSeq and is a predicted model, not a curated record. Lineage: Eukaryota; Fungi; Ascomycota; Eurotiomycetes; Onygenales; Arthrodermataceae. Bases 1 to 900 code for a protein of 299 amino acids. Gene Ontology annotation, biological process: translation. The transcript is spliced from 2 exons.
AUGGCCUGGCAGAGGCCGGUUCUCGCAGCUCGGGCGUUCCGGCUUCCACGAUGCUUGACCCAAUUUGAGGCCGUUCGACACCAACAAUUUUCGACCGCCCCUUCUCCUGCUCCCGUUGACGACGCCCCCAAUGCUGCUCCUCCGCUUGAUAUCAACGCAUUACUCAACCAGCCAGCCCGUAUACUUCCCGUUUCGCGGUCAUACUUUACGGGAACGCCUAAAUUCACGGACUACGAAUUAAAGCUUGAAUACCUCAGGGCCAAGUACAUGGACUUGCCUAGUUACGGCCCCAGGGAAGCGCCUCGAGUAGCAUGGCUAGUGAGGGGCCAAUUUUUGGCAAAGGUCAACGAAGACAUAUCCGUUUCGCGAUAUGCGAGACUGCUGAAAAGCUUGAAGGUGCUGAACAAGAUCAGGGAAGAAGUUAUGCCGGAAGAAGUCUCGAAAUUCAUUGGAGAAUUCUCGAGGCCCAAAAAUCUUUACCAGUGGGAACUAAAUCCAAGGAAACCUGAUGAGGACGGACGAUCUCGGGGUAUAGGGAGACGGAAGACUGCACAUGCAACCGCUUAUCUCGUUGAAGGAGACGGCCAGAUUAUCAUCAACGGGAAGACUAUCUCGGAGGUAUUCCCUAGGAUCCACGACAGAGAGAGUGCCAUGUGGGCAUUGAAGGCAACAAACCGACUACACAAGUAUAAUGUGUUUGUUGUUGCUCGUGGAGGCGGCGUCACCGGCCAGGCGGAGGCAGUCACUCUUGCCGUUGCAAAGUCACUUCUUGUUCAUGAACCUGGUCUCAAAUCCGCCCUGAGAAGAGCCGGCGUUGUCAGAACCGAUCCCCGUCAAGUCGAGAGAAAGAAGCCUGGAAAGCUCAAGGCAAGGAAGAUGCCUGCCUGGGUCAAACGAUGA